Manihot esculenta (cassava) is the source of this 1299-nucleotide messenger RNA. Its product is annotated as BRI1 kinase inhibitor 1. Gene Ontology annotation, cellular component: plasma membrane. The coding region runs from base 256 to 1173 and encodes 305 amino acids. The transcript has a single exon. Lineage: Eukaryota; Viridiplantae; Streptophyta; Magnoliopsida; Malpighiales; Euphorbiaceae. Gene Ontology annotation, molecular function: kinase inhibitor activity. The record is from RefSeq and is a predicted model, not a curated record.
CAAUACAAAAAGAUAACCUAAGUCAUGGGUUGCAAUUUUUGUUGUAAAGACAUUUUAAACCCAACUGCUUCUCUCUCUGUCUCUCUGUCUCUCCAACUUUUUCUUCUUUCUCCACUAGUUCUAUAUUCCUUUAGGCCUUAUCUCCCCAACCCAUUUCCUAAGUUUUGGAAAUAUCUGUAGACACAAAAAUUCAACAAAGUUGCAGAUAAGGAAUCAGAUCUAAUUAUUAGUCUUUGUUGCAUAUUUCUGUUAAUCAUGGCGACCAAACAGCAUAGAAAUACCAGAGAGAAUUCUGAGAACAAGCAUGAAGAUAUCAAGUUGAAACAAGAAGGAAAUCAACAGGUACAAAUUACUACAUCUCCUGCCUCACCUCCUUCAGCUUCUUCAUCUCCUUCUCAUGAAUUCUCCUUCACAAUCUCUCUCCACUCUUCCUCAACACCAGUUCCUGAUAAAGCCAAAGCUCCUCCUCCUUCAUUUGCUAUUGAUUUGUCUCCUGCAGAUGAUAUUUUCUUCCAUGGCCAUUUGCUUCCUCUUCAUCUCCUCUCUCACCUUCCUGUUUCUCCUCGCUCAUCCACCAAUUCCAUGGAUAGCUUUACUCUCCCCAUCAGAGAAUUAUUAGCUGAUCAGAAACCCAAUAAGAGUAACAUCAACAACUGCAGCAGCACCAGCCAUGGAAAUAGCAGCAACGUGAAGAACAACAUUAACUGCAGCAGCAGCAAUGGCGAGAGAAAAGCUAGAAGCAAGCCGAAGCCUUUCUCUUUAUUCGGAUGGCGAAAAGGGUGUGAAGUUAGAGAAUCAGAAGACAAGGAGAAGCAAAAGAAAAAGCUUAGAUUUGAAGUAAGUCAAAUAUUAAAGAGGUACAUGAGAAUGGUUAGGCCAUUGACGUUCUUCAAAGGAAAGAAAGAAAAUUUCAAUAUACAGAGGAAACCCCAUUCAUUUUCUGGAAAUUCAAGCUUGAGAAAUAAGCAGGAGUUGAGAGGAAGAAAAGGAGGAUUCUCAGCUCCAGCUUCCAUGAGAACAUCUCCAACAAACAGUGGCCUUCUUGUGGCAACUGCGCCAGCUGUUGCUUCUCCUACAAGUGAUAGUACAAUGGAGGAAUUGCAAGCUGCAAUUCAAGCAGCAAUUGCUCAUUGCAAGAACUCCAUUGCUGCUGAAGAGAAGAUCAAAUUCUAAGAAAUUUGAUUUUCCAAUUUUUCUUACUCAAUUUCAUUUACUUUUUGUUGUACACAUGUGUAUAAACUGGUAUAUAUAAUAUAAAAGUAAGAAUAAAUUUGAAACUUUUAUCUGAUUUUAUUUGUU